GAGUAUUUAAAGAAACUCUAGCGGACGUUCAAAGUAGACUGCAACCAGCGUAGUGGUAUAGUUUUAAGCUGCUGGUCCGGAACGAGGGUUUACACUCAUUCUCAGCUUUUCGGUGGAGCAUUUAUUUCUGUAAAAUCUGUGGAUAUAAUACUAAACAAAGAUGUCCCUGAAUUAUGAUGACUACGAUUCCAACAUUAGGACCGUUCGUACCGUACAAAGGUACAACGUGUACCGCGGAACAUCCCCUGCCACACAGAACAGGCUGGAGGCUAGAAUCCGAGAACUCGAAGACAGCUUAGACUUCGAAAGAGAUCACCGAGUACGAGUUGAGAAACUCCUCGCCGAGACCCAGUUUCAAUAUGACCAGAUUUCAGACAGACUUGAAGAACAGGGUGGUGCCACAUCAGCCCAGGUUGAAAUCAGCAAAAAGAGGGAAUCUGAACUCGCUAAAUUGAGGAAAGAUCUUGAAAUUGUCAACAUUGCCCACGAGGGAGCUGAACAGAGUAUGAGAAAACGACACAACCAGGCAAUGGCUGAUCUCACUGACCAACUUGAACAUUUAAACAAAGCCAAAAAUAGGGUAGAGAAAGAAAAACACCAACUUAUUAUUGAAAUUGACGGUCUCCAGGGCACUAUGGACUCACUUUCCAAGGCCAAGACCUCAGCUGAAAACAAAGCUGAUGCUCUUGCCGGUAGCUGUGAGCGACUCAAGGGCCAAGUUGAUGACCUAACCCGUCAAGUCAACGAUCUCUCUGGAUUCAAAGCUAGAUUGACCCAAGAAAAUUUCGACCUCCAACAUCAAGUUCAGGAACUCGACUCCAACAAUGCCGCUCUUGCCAAAGCCAAAGCCCAGCUCCAGGCCUCCAAUGAUGACCUCAAGAGAAGCCUUGAUGAUGAGAGCAGACAACGACAGAAUCUCCAGAUCCAACUCCAGGGUCUCCAGGCUGAUUUUGAUAACUUGAACGUCCGUUAUGAGGAGGAAGUUGAAACUUCCACAACUAUUCGUACCACGCUCGUCAAAGUACAGGCUGAAUACACUGCUCUUAAAACACGAUUCGACAAAGAAAUGAUUGCCAAGACAGAGGAACUCGAGGAGACUAGGCGUAAGCUUAAUGCCCGAAUCCAAGACUUGGAAGACCAAUGUGAGCAACUCCGUGCCAGAAAUAGCAACUUGGAGAAAGCGAAAUCCAAGCUCACAAUGGAACUUAAAGAAGUCACCAUUGAAUUGGAAAAUAUCCAGAUCAUUGUCCAGGAUCUUACCAAGAGGAACCGACAAUUGGAGAAUGACAAUGCCAAUCUCCAGAGACGAGUUGAUGAACUUUCGAAAGAAAAUGAUGCCCUUCGAGGCGAGAAGGCUGCCCUUGAACAAGAGUUAUACAGGAUGCGAGUUGCCAAUGCUGAACUUACUGAACGUAAUGAAGCUCUCCAACGUGAAAACAAAACACUCGCUGACCAACUCCGUGAAGCUAAUCUCGCUCUCAAGGACGCCAACAGGGAACUCAACGAACUCCGAGCCAUCCGUGCCCAACUUGAACAAGAGAGAGAUUCUCUUGCUGCUGCCCUUAGAGAUACCGAAGAUGCCCUUAAGGACGCCGAAAACAAAUUGGCUGCUGCCAAUCUUGCCCUCAACAAUCUCCGUGUUGAAAUGGAGAACAGACUUAGAGCUAAGGAUGAAGAAAUUGAUAACAUCAGGAGAAGCAGUGCCCGUGCUAUUGAAGAAUUGCAGAGGACUCUGAUCGAAGUCGAAACCCGCUACAAGACCGAAAUCAGCCGAAUCAAGAAGAAGUAUGAAGCUGACAUCCGUGAACUCGAAGCUGCCCUCGAUAAUGCCAACCGAGCCAAUGCUGAAUAUCUUAAACAAAUCAAAUCUCUCCAAGCCCGUGUCAAGGAAUUGGAAAGUCUUUUGGAUGAUGAGCGCCGCAUCGCCGAUGAUCUCCGAGGUCAACUCUCCGUCUCCGAAAGGAAACGAGUUGCUCUUAACCAAGAAUUGGAAGAUUGCCGAUCUCUCCUCGAAAAUGCCGAGCGAGCAAGAAAGAACGCUGAAACCGAACUCAAUGACGUCACCGUUCGUCUUACCGAAAUCAACAUCCAAGUCACAGCCCUCACCAACGACAAACGCCGAAUGGAAGCUGAUAUCGCCGCCAUGCAAUCCGAUUUGGAUGAAGCCAUUAAUGCCCAGAGAGCUGCUGAAGAACGUGCUGAUCGUCUCCAGAACGAGGUUGGCCGUUUGGCUGAUGAACUCAGACAAGAACAAGAAAACUACAAGAACGCUGAAAGCCUUCGAAAACAACUUGAAAUCGAAAUCCGUGAAAUCACCGUCCGAUUGGAAGAAGCUGAAGCCUACGCCCUCCGUGAAGGAAAGCGAAUGGUUGCCAAAUUACAAGGCCGAGUACGAGAUCUCGAAGCUGAAUUAGAAGCUGAAAUGCGCCGAACACGUGAAGCCGUCGCAACACAACGUAAAGUAGAGAGAGUAUACAAAGAAUACGUCAUCCAGACCGAGGAUGAUAGACGACAACUUGCUGAGUUGUCCAGCUUGAACGAUACAUUGGCAAACAAAGUUAGACAAUACAAACGCCAGAUCGAUGAAGCCGUGAUGACAAUGCUAUCGACAUUUUGA
Messenger RNA from Patella vulgata (common limpet), 2617 nucleotides. Its product is annotated as paramyosin. The record is from RefSeq and is a predicted model, not a curated record. NCBI's taxonomy places the organism in Eukaryota, Metazoa, Mollusca, Gastropoda, Patellidae. Gene Ontology annotation, cellular component: myosin complex. The transcript is spliced from 15 exons. The coding region runs from base 161 to 2617 and encodes 818 amino acids.